AUGGCCGUGUUUUAUAUCCGCCCUUUUGUUUGGGACUUGGGGACUAGUCAAGCAGUAUAUGAUUCUGUUUGGUUACAGAAGUACGGGUACCUCCCGCCGAGUGGGCCCCGGAUGUCGGUGCUGCGCUCCGCGGAGACCAUGCAGUCCGCCUUAGCCGCCAUGCAGCAGUUCUAUGGCAUCAACAUGACCGGAAAAGUGGAUCGGAACACAAUUGACUGGAUGAAGAAGCCUCGAUGCGGUGUGCCUGACCAGACAAGAGGGAGCUCCAAAUUUAAUAUUCGCCGAAAGCGGUACGCAUUAACAGGCCAGAAGUGGCAGCACAAGCACAUCACUUACAGUAUAAAGAACGUAACUCCAAAAGUGGGAGACCCUGAAACCCGUAAAGCUAUUCGUCGUGCCUUUGACGUGUGGCAGAAUGUCACUCCUCUGACAUUUGAGGAAGUUCCCUACAGUGAAUUAGAAAAUGGCAAACGUGAUGUGGAUAUAACCAUCAUUUUUGCAUCUGGCUUUCAUGGAGACAGUUCUCCUUUUGAUGGAGAGGGAGGGUUUUUGGCACACGCCUAUUUCCCUGGACCAGGAAUUGGGGGAGAUACUCAUUUUGACUCAGAUGAGCCAUGGACACUAGGAAAUCCUAAUCAUGAUGGAAAUGACUUAUUUCUCGUGGCGGUUCACGAGCUGGGACAUGCUCUGGGGCUGGAACAUUCCAACGACCCCACGGCCAUCAUGGCCCCUUUUUACCAGUACAUGGAGACCGACAACUUCAAGCUGCCCAGUGACGACUUGCAGGGCAUCCAGAAGAUAUACGGUCCACCUGACAAGAUUCCUCCACCAACAAGACCUCUACCAACGGUGCCCCCACACCGCUCUGUUCCUCCCGCUGACCCAAGGAAAAACGACCGGCCCAAACCUCCGCGGCCUCCCACUGGCAGACCUUCCUAUCCUGGAGCCAAACCCAACAUCUGCGAUGGGAACUUUAACACUCUAGCUAUUCUUCGCCGGGAAAUGUUUGUUUUCAAGGACCAGUGGUUUUGGCGAGUCAGAAACAACAGGGUGAUGGAUGGAUACCCCAUGCAAAUUACUUACUUCUGGCGGGGCUUGCCUCCUAGCAUUGAUGCAGUUUAUGAAAACAGUGAUGGGAAUUUUGUCUUCUUUAAAGGUAACAAAUAUUGGGUGUUCAAGGACACGACUCUUCAACCUGGUUACCCUCAUGACUUGAUUACUCUUGGAAGCGGAAUUCCCCCUCAUGGUAUUGAUUCAGCCAUUUGGUGGGAGGACGUUGGGAAAACCUAUUUCUUCAAGGGGGACAGGUAUUGGAGAUAUAGUGAAGAAAUGAAGACCAUGGAUCCUGGCUAUCCCAAACCAAUCACAGUCUGGAAAGGUAUCCCUGAAUCUCCUCAGGGAGCCUUUGUUCACAAAGAAAAUGGCUUUACCUAUUUCUACAAAGGAAAGGAGUACUGGAAAUUCAACAACCAGAUACUCAAGGUAGAACCUGGAUACCCCAGAUCCAUCCUCAAGGAUUUUAUGGGCUGUGAUGGACCAGCAGACAGAGAGAAGGAAGGACACAGCCCGCCAGACGAUGUAGACAUUGUCAUCAAACUGGACCACACAGCCAGCACUGUGAAAGCCAUAGCCAUCGUCAUCCCCUGCAUCUUGGCCUUAUGCCUCCUUGUUUUGGUUUACACCGUGUUCCAGUUCAAGAGGAAAGGAACGCCCCGCCACAUACUGUACUGUAAACGCUCUAUGCAAGAGUGGGUGUGAGGGAGGGUUUUUUCCCUUUCUUUCUUUUCUAGGAGUUUGUGGUAACUUGAGAUUCAAGACAAGAGCUGUUAUGCGGUUUCCUAGCUAGGAGCAGGCUUGUGGCAGCCUGGUUCGGGCUGACCUUUCAAACCCAGAGGGUUGCUGGCCCCGCGCGUGAGUGGAAAUCACUCAUGGGGAAGCUUCCGUGAUGGACAGUAUCUGCUGGUCUUCAGUCCUUUGUCUGUCUCUGUCCUUCGGUUCUAGGCCUUUCCUCUGCACGCUCAAUGCCCAGUUCAUUUCCAGGAUUACCUAAAGAGGAAACAGAAGAAAAGGUUCUUCUUAAAGGUUUCUAAUAUUAUGUUUUGUUUUGUUUUGUUUUUCUGACGUCUGAGCCCAUUUCUGGGGGGAGAAAAGCAAAAUGGAAAACCCACGCAUUUUUGCUUCAUAGCAAGGAAAAAGAAAAGGCUAAACAAAUAAAACCCACCAUUGAACUUUCAGGAAAGUGUGAAGACCCAAAACAGCUUCGUCUCCAAAGAAGAUAGCUCUCUGACUGCUAUGGGUAGUCUCCUAUGCUUCAUUUUUGUCAGGUGGGAGACCUGGAAUACACAUGCAGGACUUUAGACUGUUGGGACGGCCAUUUUCCAACAAACAAGGGGCCAAAAUAUCUGCAAUAUAGUAACAGCCUUAAUACUACAUCCAUUUUUCAUUUUAUACAGCUGUUCUCAGCUAUGUCUUCAAUGUUUCAUCACAUUUAUAUUCACAGCUACAUUCAGAUGGGACCUUUUGAUUGUUUUGAAGUGUUUCCAAGCCCCUUCCUGCCACCUCAGCCCGACAUCAUUGUGAUAAUCUCCCCGACUUGUACUAGGCCAUUGCCCCAGGCCUUCCAUGGGUCUGUCAGGAAUAUUCAUUAUAAGGGGAACUAGAAGCAGUAUGUCCUUAAAGUGGUUUAAAGUGACAGUCGUUUUCUAAGAGUAUGUGAUGCUAGUACUAUAUUGGUGUAACCCUUUGAGAACUAUCAAAUCAGCUUUCAGAGUCUUAGGAUCUGGUAAAUUAGAGAAGUGGGCAAUGGUAAAAAACAGGCAUAGGUUCAAGGAGUUCAGGUUUUUAAAACAGAUAUCCUAUAGCCCCAUGUAAUUUUAGGUGAUUUACAGUACUACAUAAAUGCAUUUAUAACAAACAGAAAUGAUGUUACUUGCCAAACAUUUUCUGGCAAAUAAAAAGGUAUUUUAUUAAAUAUCUUGUAAGAGUGAAAUUUUAUUUGAACCACUGAUCAUAACAGCCUGUCUUUUUUGUUGUCGUUGUCGUUGUUGUUAGACACACUGAUUUUCUGUUUUAAAAUCCAUUGCAUGAAAAGUCAGUUUUGCCAGGGAACAUGCCGUUAGCAUUGCCAUCUUACGAAUGAAUUAAAAUGAUGACUCUGAGAUUGCAUGAAUAUACUCCAGUGUAUUAGCUAUUGCAUGUUAACCAUAGUUCUCAAAGGGUUAGUGUGGCUUCUGGCAUUUAGCCAUCCAUUUGAUCGCUGACAGAGCCAAGAGACCACCAAAGCAUCUCAUUGUUGAGUGUAAUUUGUCCUCACAGCAGUAUUGUCAUUUUCAUGUGACCUGCAGAGCAGGUUUGUAUCAAUAUUUUUUUCCUAGAGAAAAGUCAGCAACUGACAGACCUCUUAAUUGAUUUUUUUAGGAGCUGCUUCUUGCAGUGAAAGGCUUUACAGCCACUGGGCUGUGAACUUAUUAGAGAUGGUCAGAAGGAAUGCACCCCAUGAGUCAGACAUUGGCUUUGUGUGAAAGCCAGCUUUUGAGGGGAUUAGCUUUUGAAACAAUGAACAGCUUGCCUUGAACUUGAUUACUGAUCUGUUGACUGUCAUUAACAACUUAAACAUUAUCUUCUGUGAAAAUUUUCCUUGAAGAGUCCUGUUCUAUGUCUUUGCCCUUUGACCUUUAACUUGCAAACUGGCACAAACUGAAGGAAAUUUGGUCUUGCUUCUCCACUGGAGUGUUAAUUGACCUCUAAAAUCCUAAUAAGCAUGAGCUGUUUCCUUAGAGAGAAAAGGCGCGUUGAUGGUGGAUCCGCAGAUGGACAUGUUGCUCUUUACAUGCACACUUUAAAAAUGCCCUAAAGGUAGAAGUGACUUUUAAUUUUCCUUUAACAUAAUUUCAAGUCUAAAUUCAUCAUUUUAGUACAAAUAUAAAACUAUGGG
Odocoileus virginianus texanus is the source of this 3934-nucleotide messenger RNA. The record is from RefSeq and is a predicted model, not a curated record. Lineage: Eukaryota; Metazoa; Chordata; Mammalia; Artiodactyla; Cervidae.